Messenger RNA from Cynoglossus semilaevis (tongue sole), 1597 nucleotides. RefSeq names its product tubulin, beta 5 (gene tubb5). The coding region runs from base 99 to 1433 and encodes 444 amino acids. Gene Ontology annotation, biological process: microtubule-based process. Gene Ontology annotation, molecular function: structural constituent of cytoskeleton; GTPase activity; GTP binding. NCBI's taxonomy places the organism in Eukaryota, Metazoa, Chordata, Actinopteri, Pleuronectiformes, Cynoglossidae. The transcript has 5 exons. Gene Ontology annotation, cellular component: microtubule. The record is from RefSeq and is a predicted model, not a curated record.
UUGUCCUGCUCUCGGUCUCUCCACUCCGGUCCGUGCUGUGUGCCGCGCUCCGCUCUGUCGCUUCUUCUGCUCGCCAUUGUCAAACUUUGUCAGCCAUAAUGAGGGAAAUCGUGCACAUCCAGGCCGGUCAGUGCGGCAACCAGAUCGGUGCCAAGUUCUGGGAAGUGAUCAGCGAUGAACAUGGCAUCGACCCCACAGGAACCUACCACGGAGACAGUGACCUGCAGCUGGACAGGAUCAGUGUUUACUACAACGAAGCCUCGGGAGGUAAAUAUGUGCCUCGUGCCAUUCUGGUGGAUCUGGAGCCCGGGACCAUGGACUCCGUGAGAUCUGGACCUUUCGGGCAGAUCUUCAGACCAGACAACUUUGUUUUUGGUCAGAGCGGUGCUGGAAAUAACUGGGCAAAGGGUCACUACACAGAGGGAGCCGAGCUGGUGGACUCGGUCCUGGACGUUGUCCGCAAAGAGUCCGAAAGCUGCGACUGCCUGCAGGGCUUCCAGCUGACGCACUCCCUGGGAGGUGGAACCGGCUCUGGUAUGGGAACGCUGCUCAUCAGUAAGAUCCGUGAAGAGUAUCCCGACCGUAUCAUGAACACCUUCAGCGUUGUGCCUUCCCCCAAGGUGUCCGACACCGUCGUUGAGCCCUACAACGCCACUCUGUCCGUCCACCAACUCGUAGAGAACACAGACGAAACCUACUGCAUUGACAACGAGGCUCUGUACGACAUCUGCUUCCGUACUCUUAAACUGACCACGCCCACCUACGGAGACCUUAACCACCUGGUGUCAGCGACCAUGAGCGGUGUCACCACCUGCUUGCGUUUCCCCGGCCAGCUCAACGCUGAUCUCCGCAAACUGGCAGUCAACAUGGUGCCUUUCCCUCGCUUGCACUUCUUCAUGCCCGGCUUCGCACCCCUGACCAGCCGCGGCAGCCAGCAGUACCGUGCCCUCACAGUUCCCGAGCUCACGCAGCAGGUGUUCGAUGCCAAGAAUAUGAUGGCUGCGUGCGACCCACGUCACGGCCGCUAUCUGACCGUCGCAGCUGUGUUCCGGGGCCGCAUGUCAAUGAAGGAGGUGGACGAGCAGAUGCUCAAUGUCCAGAACAAGAACAGCAGCUACUUUGUGGAAUGGAUUCCCAACAAUGUCAAGACCGCCGUCUGUGACAUUCCACCCCGUGGCCUGAAGAUGGCAGUCACCUUCAUUGGCAACAGCACCGCCAUCCAGGAGCUUUUCAAGCGCAUUUCCGAGCAGUUCACAGCUAUGUUCCGUCGUAAGGCUUUCUUGCACUGGUACACGGGCGAAGGCAUGGAUGAGAUGGAGUUCACCGAGGCCGAGAGCAACAUGAACGACCUGGUGUCCGAGUACCAACAGUACCAGGACGCCACCGCCGAGGAAGAAGGGGAGUUCGAGGAGGAGGCCGAAGAGGACCCAUAAAGACCUGAAGAUCCAACCAACCGAUGCCAAAACCAGAAGUAACCAAGUACAACCGCAGCAGUAACCAUGGAAACAGUAUAGUGUUAAGAAAAUGCUCUAGUCCAAUUUUAGUGUGAAUUAGGUAUUUCCUGUCAUUCCUUACAAAUAAACUUGUUAAAUAAAAA